This is a messenger RNA of Abrus precatorius (Indian licorice), 1248 nucleotides long. RefSeq names its product E3 ubiquitin-protein ligase PUB23-like. NCBI's taxonomy places the organism in Eukaryota, Viridiplantae, Streptophyta, Magnoliopsida, Fabales, Fabaceae. The coding region runs from base 1 to 1248 and encodes 415 amino acids. The record is from RefSeq and is a predicted model, not a curated record. The transcript has a single exon. Gene Ontology annotation, molecular function: ubiquitin protein ligase activity. Gene Ontology annotation, biological process: protein ubiquitination.
AUGGCCGAAAUUGAAAUUCCUGAAUUUUUCGUUUGUCCCAUUUCGCUUCAGAUCAUAAAGGACCCCGUGACGACCGUUACAGGCAUAACAUACGACAGAGAAAGCAUCGAACACUGGUUGCUAACGUCAAAAGAAUGUUCUUGUCCUGUCACAAAGCAACCAUUACCAAGAAGCUUAGAGUUCUUAACCCCUAACCACACACUUCGCAGGCUAAUCCAAGCGUGGUGCUCAGCAAACGAAGCCAAUGGGGUUGAUCAAAUUCCAACCCCAAAAUCCCCUCUUGCCAAGACCCAUGUUGAGAAACUCGUGAAGGAUCUCCAAGUUCCUCGAUACUCUCAAACGGCAUUGGAAAAAUUGCACGCUCUUGCUAUAGAGAGUGAGAGGAACAGAAGGUGCAUGGCUUCAGCAGGAGUAGAUGAAGCUAUGGUUCACGUAAUCAUAAAGAGUUUCAAGCAAGGUAAAACGACGUCGUGCCUCGAAGAAGCUCUGAGAAUCCUUCGUCUACUUUGGAGCCCUUCCGUUGUGGCCGACAACAACAACAACAACAUGAAGCUCAUGGUUGGUGAAAACAUUGACUUUCUCAACUCGUUGACUUGGGUUUUGCAACUUCAUGUUAAUAACAAGGUCAAGAUAAUCAACGAAGCAAUGCCUAUACUGAAAAUGGUUAUCGAAGUGAAAGAUUCAACCCCUUUAGGAAAUUUGAAGCUUGAAUUCUUUGGAGUAAUUGUAAGUGUUAUGAAAAAUAGAGCACUCUCUCAACAAGCUAUUAAAUCUGCAUUGCAUGUGCUUAUAGAAACGUGUCCUUUGGGAAGAAAUAGAAUGAAGAUUGUGGAAGCAGGUGCAGUUGUUGAACUUGUUGAGCUUGCACUUGAAAAACCAGAAAAGAACCUAACAGAACUCAUUUUCAUUCUUCUGGCACAUUUGUGUUCUUGUGCUGAUGGAAGAGAACAGUUUGUGCAGCAUGCUGCAGGCAUUGCUGUGAUUUCUAAAAGGACACUCAGGGUUUCUCCAACAAUUGAUGAUCGAGCUCUUCAUAUAUUUUCUUUGAUUUCUAAGUUCUCAGCUUCAAAAGAGGUUGUUCAGGAGAUGCUGAGGGUUGGUGCUGUGUCAAAGCUUUGCAUGGUGAUGCAAGCGGAUUGUGCUUCCUAUUUGAAAGAUAAAGCAAGGGGUAUACUUAGGUUACACUCCAAAGCAUGGAAUAAUUCUCCUUGUAUUCAAGUAUAUUUGUUAACCAGAUACCAAAGGUGA